This is a messenger RNA of Phodopus roborovskii (desert hamster), 4727 nucleotides long. It is a transcript of the gene Mief1, whose product is annotated as mitochondrial elongation factor 1. The transcript is spliced from 5 exons. Lineage: Eukaryota; Metazoa; Chordata; Mammalia; Rodentia; Cricetidae. The record is from RefSeq and is a predicted model, not a curated record. The coding region runs from base 158 to 1549 and encodes 463 amino acids. Gene Ontology annotation, cellular component: mitochondrial outer membrane. Gene Ontology annotation, biological process: positive regulation of mitochondrial fission; mitochondrion organization.
GCCUGGCCUUCCUCCAUAGCAAACUUGGAGGACUUAUUUAGGAUCCUCCUUUUUUCUUUCUACACUAAUUCCAAGAAGAGGACAAAGGUGCCUUCAGUAGACAGUUGUGGCUCCCCUACCCCACCUCACAGAUGCAUUAGGAAGCCUCAGGUGAGCAAUGGCAGGUGCUGGUGAGCGCAAAGGCAAGAAGGAUGACAAUGGCAUUGGCACUGCCAUUGAUUUUGUACUCUCCAAUGCCCGGCUGGUGCUGGGUGUGGGUGGAGCAGCCAUGUUGGGCAUUGCCACCCUGGCGGUUAAGCGGAUGUAUGAUCGGGCAAUCAGUGCCCCUACCAGCCCCACCCGCCUGAGCCAUUCUGGGAAGAGGAGCUGGGAAGAGCCAAACUGGAUGGGCUCCCCUCGACUGUUGAACAAGGACAUGAAGACAGGCCUGAGCCGGUCUUUGCAGACUCUUCCCACAGACUCAUCUGCCUUUGACACAGAUACAUUCUGCCAACCCCGGCCCAAACCAUUGGCCAGGAGGGGCCAGGUAGACUUGAAGAAAUCACGACUCCGCAUGUCCCUGCAGGAGAAACUUCUUUCUUACUACCGGAACCGGGCAGCCAUCCCUGCUGGAGAGCAGGCUCGGGCCAAGCAAGCUGCAGUGGACAUAUGUGCAGAACUCCGGAGCUUCCUGCGGGCCAAGCUGCCUGAUAUGCCACUUCGGGACAUGUACUUGAGUGGCAGCCUCUAUGAUGAUCUGCAGGUGGUGACAGCUGACCACAUCCAACUCAUUGUCCCCCUUGUGCUGGAGCAGAACCUGUGGUCGUGCAUACCUGGCGAGGACACCAUCAUGAAUGUCCCUGGAUUCUUUCUGGUCCGUCGUGAGAACCCAGAGUACUUUCCUCGUGGUAGCAGUUAUUGGGACCGCUGUGUUGUAGGUGGCUACCUCUCCCCAAAGACAGUGGCAGACACAUUUGAGAAGGUAGUGGCAGGCUCUAUCAACUGGCCAGCCAUAGGGUCCCUCUUGGACUAUGUGAUCAGACCAGCACCACCCCCAGAGGCCCUGACACUAGAAGUGCAGUAUGAGAGGGACAAACAUCUUGUCAUUGACUUCCUGCCAUCAGUGACUCUUGGUGACACUGUCUUGGUGGCCAGACCACACCGAUUAGCUCAGUAUGACAACAUGUGGCGGCUGAGCUUGCGUCCUGCUGAGACGGCACGCUUACGGGCUUUGGACCAGGCUGACUCGGGGUGCCGAUCUCUGUGCCUCAAAAUCCUCAAGGCCAUAUGCAAGUCCACUCCAGCUCUGGGCCACCUCACUGCCAGUCAGCUAACCAAUGUCAUACUCCACUUGGCCCAGGAGGAGGCUGACUGGUCUCCAGACAUGCUGGCUGACCGCUUCCUGCAAGCCCUGAGGGGACUCAUCAGCUACUUGGAGGCUGGAGUCUUGCCCAGUGCCCUAAACCCCAAGGUGAACCUAUUUGCAGAGCUCACUCCUCAAGAAAUAGACGAAUUGGGAUAUACUCUCUACUCCUCGUUGUCUGAGCCGGAGGUGCUGCUGCAGACGUAGGGCAGGUGAAGGCCGGAGUGGGCGUCGGGUGAUCAGACCCAGAGUCUCCGUUAGAAACACUUGGCUACAUGGUUAGUCCCUCACAGGGUCCCUAGGUGCCUCCUGUUUGCUGGUCAUUGUUCACUUCGUGCUGAUUAGAAUGACAUCCCUUUGGUUUUCCUACCCAUCCCUAUUUUUGUUACCAAAUACUGUGCUCCCUAUUGCUGCCUUGCUCUAAGCUGGUUUUUCUGGAACGAACAGAGAGAAGGUGGAGUGUUGGCCUCAAACUGUUGGGUGUUAUGUUUUUUUGCCCAAAAUUUCUUGCUCUUCUGUCUGCUCUGCACUGUUCUGCCCUUUGGCCUCUUAUUCUCUAUCUUCUCUGUCUUUCCCUUUCUUGGUCACACCUGGAGCCCCUGGAGCACAUUUGCCUAAUGAAGAUGUCGCCUGUGGUCUGUCACAGAAGAACUGAUUACAUGUUUUCAAGCAGCGUUCUGCCGAGUGAUGAGACAGUAUUUAGAUUCCUGGGGGGAGGUUGGCAAAGAGUCUCUGCCUUGGCAAAUCAGCCUUUGACUCUGGUUCCUGGAAAGCAAGCUCCCUUUCCCUCCCCUCUCCUCCUCCUUGCAAUUCCUGUGCUAAGACUUUUUCACCUGGGGCUGGUGCACUGACCCAUAUAAGAGUAGCUGGUGCAGUUAUUUUAUUGCACAUUGCGCUUCUUUAUGGCUGUCAGUGAGAGCACAGGGGGAGGGGGUUCUGUGUUCCCACUGUCUAUUUCUGUCUGUCGUUACUAAAGUCACUGACAGGGAAGGCUUGAGGGCUUCACAGGUAGCACCUCCAAGGAUGCUGCUUUCCUUUAUUGCCAACAGAAGAAGGCCUUGCUUUAGCAGUAGAGGUCAAGGGAAGAUACUAGGUGGCUAAGUGCCAGUAAAACCCGGUGACCAUGUUUUCUUCUUGACAGGCUCUACCUUUCUUAAAUGUUGCCUUAGAGCAAGAAUACACCCAGGGCCAAUACCUCCUACCUAACCCUGUCUUCAAUGACCUGAGAGUGUUUGCUGAGCAGUAUAGGUACCUUCACAGGCCAGAGGGGACGUGAACAUGUCAACCCUUGUCUCUUGCCUGUCUCCUGGGGAGAUUGGUGCUACUUAAGAAGAGAAUACAUAGAUAAGACACACAGGAAAGAGUUGGGGCUUCCCACAUUGCUGCUAAGACUGAUAUUUAUGGCUAUGUAAUUGUAUCCUCUGCGUUGGGGAAGGGAGGUGUUUAGUAUGUCAUGUCAGUGUGUCUUUUUCUUCUGUUCAUGACAAGAGUCAGCCUGGUUCAAAACCUGUAACUCUGGUUCUGAUUUGUUCAUCUAGCAUUUUGUUCUUCCAUCAAGUCUUUCUGUUUUCUCUACUCUUGCUACCUCUCCAUCAGUGUGAUUCUGGUGACACAUUCUGCAGCUGUGUUGGCCCUUCUUAAUGAGGGUGACAUGAAGUGAUUAUAAAUAGCACUGACCCUGAAGCAACCCACUUGAAAUUAGGGUAGCAAUAGAUACCUGCCUUUUUUUUUUUUUUAACCCCUCCUCCUCCCAUAGGUUAAGUGGUUGAACCAGGCUAUUUUUCUGCCUUUUUGCUCUUCUCUCAUAUAUAUGUAAAGACUCCUUCAGGAAUUUCUUUUUGAUUUGUGUAAGAUAGUAUGAGAAACUUGAAAGAGAUAAAGCCAAGAACCUUAACUGAAACAUGACCUCCUGGCUGUUUAUAAUGAUGAGAUGGGAGGUGAAGACAUGUGUUGUCUAGGUUGGACUGAGUAGAUAUAGAAGGGAUGUCUUGAGGGGUUCAAGGUUCUAGCUGGUGUCUGUUGGGGGAGGUGGUUGGUAGCCUGCUGCAAAACCAGAUUUUGUUUAGAUAGAUUUGGAUUUCCUGUCAUAAGUAUUAUAAGACUUUUCCAAACUCAUCUCUGAACUGAUUCCAUUUAAGAUACUGGAGAGAGUGCAAAAUGAAACACUAAAACUUGAAGAUGCUCCAGUUUUUAAAUGUCCCAAGUAAUCACAGCCAUAUAUCAUUAUGAAUUUAGGAAAAAGAAUGAAUUUAUCUCCUGUCUUUAGGAGCAGCUUUGACUAUGGACUGUGCUUUGCAAAAAUCAAAAUCUUCACUUGACCAUCUUACAAGCAGGAGCCUCUCAGAAGUCCUUAGAACAAGGAGAAGUGGGAACAGUUCUGUCCUGUGGGUUUGUUGAUUAGCUGGGUAGGCCUUCCUCUUUGCUGAGAGGUGGCCAAAUGCUCUGGGAUGCUUGGAUGGAAGAAAAUAAUCUGUCCCUCCUCUCUAACACUUGUUGAAAAAGCCAGUGGCUGUGCCACUGCUCUGCUUUUCUCUUGAGUAGCUCCCAAACUACAUACUCAACUUCAUACCUAAAACUGUACUCAUUACCCUAAUACCAAGCAAGUCCCAGGUUUAUUUUGGUUCUUUGUUGCCCUUUCUCAAAAACAGAAUUCAGGAUAGCAGUAUUUUUCUUCAUAUUAACAAUUGAGACUUUUUUUAAAAAAUAAAGAUGGAAAAACUGUUGGAGACCCAUUAUCUCCUCCAGUGUGGCCCUGGAUGAUUUUAGUCCACUGCAAUCCUCCAAAGAGCUCAGGUGGUUAAGGUGAAACAGCUUCAGGAACAAGGGCCCUGAGAGCAGGGGUGCUCCAUGUGUUCAGAGCCUUCUGCCAAGGUAUACUUCCUUAGGAUUACAACUUGAUAGGACUGAGAGGAUCUGCUAUAAUUCUAGCUUGUUUUACUUAAAGCUCAAGGUUAAGGUAAAUGAUGAAGCAAUGGGGACUAGAGUUGACCCUUUCACCAGGCUGGGAGGUUGUAAGCCUCUUAGACUUACAAAUGGCCAAAAUACCAGGAUUGUAGGUUCAGUAUUUUACUACAGACUUGGGGGUGAGAUGGGUGUUAAGUUUUACUUUGAUCAUCUUCUAGUCUUUAAACUCUUGGUCUCUGAGGCCAAGUCCACAACUUGCCUUCUUCCCUGCCCUUCCAGGGUGGCCAGUGUGUUAAGCUGGUAGAAUGGAAUCAGUCACCAACCUUUGUGUCUUGUCUUGGCUGGGUCCAUAUAGGAUCAGCUUAGCUUUGAGGCCCAGAGAACUUUAUUCCUUUUUCUCCUUGAAGGAGGAAACUCAACUGGGAAAAACAGCAUCUUCUGCAGCAUGGGAAGAAGAAAAUAAAAAUCUCCUUUCCAACAA